Molecule: messenger RNA, 4100 nt
Organism: Spizellomyces punctatus DAOM BR117
Lineage: Eukaryota; Fungi; Chytridiomycota; Chytridiomycetes; Spizellomycetales; Spizellomycetaceae
Exons: 32
Coding region: 123-4016 (1297 amino acids)
Biological process (GO): mitotic spindle organization; microtubule-based movement
Molecular function (GO): microtubule binding; ATP binding; microtubule motor activity
Source: RefSeq, a predicted model, not a curated record
UUUGGAGAUCACCAGCUCACAUUUUGUAGAUCCCGUCCCGGGGAAAUGCCUAUUGUCACAUAGGAACACUCUUGAGACUUGGAACUCAAGUUGUUAAAGGGUCCCUUUACAAUAUCGCUUCUAUGGCCUCUUCGGAUAUCGUUCCAACUAUCCCCAUUCGGGUCAUUCUUCGUGUUCGUCCAAUAGAAAGUGAAACCGCACUUUCCGUUGACCCCCCCUCUAGUUUAACUCUCCGUACCCCCGCGCUCCGAACCUUUUCCUACGAUGCUGUUUAUGACUCCACUGUGGGCCAAGAGGACGUUUGGGACGGGGUGCGGGGGGCCGUGGAAGGGGUGUUGGACGGAAUAAAUGGAACCAUUUUGGCUUAUGGGCAGACAAGUAGCGGGAAAACGUUUACGAUGGGAUCGGAUCACACUGGUAGCGUGGGAAAUGAGAGAAAGGGUAUCAUACCAAGGGCUGUUGAGUGGAUAUUUGAUCGAGUUGAGGAGAGAAAGCGCACGGAUGCAAUGGUCAACUACGCAGUCAGAGUUUCAUUUCUAGAGAUAUACCAGGAACAGAUCCGUGACCUUCUCAUGCCAUCCAGUGAUCCAAAAGAUCUAUCUAUUCGAAAAGAUAAACAUGGCGUCACAAUAGUUAGUGGGCUAUCACAAGUCAUUGUAUCAACGGCGGAAGAAGCGCUGGGGCUUUUAGAGUCGGGCGCCAUCGAGCGUACUACAGGAGACACGCAAAUGCAUCUCAAAUCUAGCCGCUCCCACGCUAUAUUUAUGCUGAUGGUUGAGCAGCUGGCACCGGAUGGCGCAGCCCUGCGGGUAUCAAAACUCUGCCUUGUAGAUCUAGCUGGGUCAGAAAGACUGAAGCGUACUGGAGCAGCGGGUAUACGGUUCAAAGAAUCUGUCAAGAUCAACACUGGUCUCCUUGCCCUUGGAAACGUAAUUAGUAGGUUGGGUGACGGGAGUCCGAUCAAAGACAGACACGUACCGUACCGUGAAUCAAAGCUAACAAGGCUGCUACAGGAUUCACUUGGUGGAAAUGCCAAGACGGUGAUGAUUGCGUGCGUUAGUCCGGCGGUUGAAGAUGUGGACGAAACUCUAAAUACACUCAAAUAUGCCCAUCGCGCGCGGAAAAUCCAAAACAAACCAAUCAUCAAUGUCAUUGACCAUCAGGCAGUUAAAAUGGUCUCCAUGCAAGAGAGAAUCGACUUGCUUGAAGGGCGUCUGAAGGGAUUCAAAGAGGCAAAACCGGAGGAUGUUCUCGUAGAUGAUGACGAAGACGAUACGGACGGAGAGUGGAUGAAAGGAUUUGUCGAAGAGCUGAGAGUACGCACCUCCAAAGCAAAUCGCGCUCUUAAGGAACUGGAAAUAGUUACUCGGGAAAGAGAUGCAUUAGCUGAGCGCAUCACAGAGUUAGAGGACCAUCUUCGCGAUGAGUAUUCCGAACUACAAGCAAGCCAUCAGGAAGAAUUAGACGAUCUUCUUCAGGAACGCGAGGUUCUAAAUCAACGUGUGGCAGAAUUGGAGACAGAGACGCAGAAUCUAAGGACGGAGAAAAAUGAGGUCGUUCGCGAUGCCGGCUUACUUGUAGAUGUGGUGGUGGGGAUCCUAAGUGGCCAAAAUGUUCAAGUUGGGGACGGUGUCAAAGGCGUAGUCAAAAGAUGGAGGCCAGAUUCGGGGAUUUGUUUGGAGAGAUUCGAUAAGCCCAACGAUGCGGAGAAUGCACAGUUCGCUGGUACCGACGUUCCCUGGCCAGGCUCCCUGAUGCCGCUGAGUCAAAGUAACCCUGAGACGCCAGAUAUAACCAUCUCACGCCCGUCAUCUGCCGGAUCUGGAUCUGGCCGAGGGUAUCAAAGGCGAAGAAUUCGGAAAGUAAGUAUGCCAGAUCCUGCCAAUGCCGCGCUCAUCGAUCGCCAGCACGCGGCUAUCAGACGGCUAGAAGACGAGUUGUUUGAUAGUGAGGCGGAGGUAAAACGAUUAAGAGGUUGCUUGGACGAGCUACGGGAAGAAAAAGGACGAAUAAUUGAGAGAAUGGAAAGAGUUAAUUCUGAAGUCAUCAUGGAAAACGAUGCCUUACAUGCUGAAGUUGAACGGUUGCGGAGAUCGCGGGACCAUGCUUCAGUUCCAAACGAGGAUCAUCCUCCCGAUGACGCUAAGAUAACUGAUGUUCCAGGCGAAGCUGACCGCUCCCCGGAUGAAACCGUGAAUGACGAGAGCAUCCAAAAGGCUAGUAGACGCUGGCCCCUAGACCCAGAAAAGCUGAUGGAUGAGAUAUGGGUCGAGAACGAACGAUUAAGCAGAGAGCUGGACAUGGACGACCAGACCGAGUCUGACGCCUUCAUGAACGAAGGCUCAGAUGCUGACGAGGACGACCGCACGGAAAUCGGCGACGAAGAAGACGUCCCUCAGUCGAAAAACAACACUGUAUAUGACGCUGAGAACGAAGGAUCGGAUAUGUUCCCUGUACACACAAGCGAGAAUCACUCGUUCCCUCCUGUUCCCGAUGCUCAGAUCGCAGAGGCAGCACCCGUUCCACAAGCUCAAACCCAGCUCCUACGAGAGCUAGAAGUUGCGAAUAAAGCUAGAGUGGAGGUAGCAAGAGACUUGACGAAAGCUCAUAAGCAAGCUGAGCGUCUACGUCAUCACCAUGCGGAACGGAUCCAGAAACUUGAACGUGAACUCGAUCACGCAAGAUCGGAGAUCACAAAGACCCGAUAUGAAGUUGGAGAGAAAGAAGCUGCGAAAGAAAAGCUGAAGGACGAUUACGAACGAAAAGUUAAACAGUUGGAAACUCAGGUUUCCAAACUAAAAGCCAAGCAGAAAGACUGGGAGAAGCUUAGCAAAGAAAAAGAGUUUGCGGAUCGCAAAGCGCAAGAUUUAAGGGAAGAAGUGACCAAAUUAGGACACCAAAUUGCUGCAUUGAAAAAGAAGAUUAAGGAAGAAUCAGAAAAGGCAACUGAAUUAGAUUCUCGGCGUGCGAAAGAAGUUGCAUCUUUGAAGAAACAACAUGAAGAAGAUAACCGAAAGAUCAGGCAAUUGGAUCAGCAAAAUGAGGUUUUACGAAAGAAACUAGAUCGGAAAACGGAAGAGAUGUCGGCGUUGAAGGGACGGAAGGAUGGCAGAGCAAAGAGUGCCGGUCCAGAAUUGCCGGAGAGACGGUCGAAGGCCGCUGAUACACGCCACGAGAAGGCCGAGGAAACUGUAUUAUCUCAGGAUGCUGUUGAGCCACUGGAAGUCAAUGCGGAACAUAUCGUGGAGAUUGAGCGGUCAUUGCAGGCGCGAGCAAAAGAAAUGGAGAAUUUUAAGCAAUAUCAUGCCAUCAGCACACAGCUUCGAGAGCUGAGACUCGCUGUAGGUGGUCUCGACAGAGAGCUGGAGGAGGGGGAGCUAAUUUUGGAGGACCUGAGCCCAGAAGAUGAGAUGCGACAGGCCGUCGAAGAGCGUGUGGAAGAAAUUAGACAAGAAAGGGACGAGUUGGCAGGGCAAUUGGAGGACCUUAAACGGGAAAAGAAGAGUGCAGAAGCGUUACUAAACACGGAUGAGUCAAAAGACGAACAGGUACCUGAUGAUAUCGACUACAAAGCGCUAGUAAGGGAGUUUGGAAACAGAACGGAGAUUGUAGAGCUCUGUGAAGAUCUGAAAUCUGCGACGCUGCCUGAAGCUCGGUCUCUGGUGAUCAAUUGCCUCCGUGAGCUGUCACGGCUGCAGAAUCUCGUGGACGAAGGAAACACUGAAAUGGGCAAUGGUCGAACCGAGAGUCAAAGAAAUCGUCCUGUGCGGGACAUUGAGACGCAAACAGACAGCUCCAUCAACGCGCAAGACGCUGAGAAGCUCGCCCAUGAUUUGGCAAAUUACCGAAAAACAAAUAAAGACCUCCGAAAUAAACUGAAAGAGGUCGUUGCAGUAAAUCACAAACUCGCUGCGGCAUUAGAAAAAGAGAGAAGGGACAGAAGACAGGGAGGUGACGAGCAAGGUUUUCGGAUAAGCGCUAAUGUACGACCACCGCAAAAUGUGAACGCAGUGUAAAGCAUGCAACGAAGAAGACCAGUUCACCAGUAUUAAAUUAUAUUUUUAUCUGUACAAAAUAAGAGUGUGAUUGUACAAAGUCCC